AUGGGUCCAGAUCCUAAUUAUCAAACCUACAACCAAUGUAACUCAAAAUGGAAUCUUAUGAACAAACUCGUGACACAUUGGAAUGGAAUUUACACAAACUUUGAAAAGCAAUUGGCUAGCAUAGAAAGUAAAGCGGGUUUGUUGAAAAAAACACACGCUACAUUCCAAGAUAAUAUGCUAAAGCCUUUUAAGUUUAUUCAUGUGUGGGAAGUUGUCAAAAGAAGCAUUAGGUGGAAGGAGCUUGCAACACAUGAAGAAAUUUCUAAUCCACCAAAAAGAAGCCAAAAAUAUUCAUAUUCAAGAUCACAACAAGUCUCAUCAGAUGGUCACGUAGGUGUUAAUCUUAAUGAUGAUGACGACAACAUUGAAGAAAUACGUCCACCUCCUCCUCCAAUGGGAAGGGACAAAACAAAAGCUCGAGCAAACGGAAAAAGGAAAGCGGCAACUUCGAGUUCGUUAUUCAGAACCGAGUGGUCAGCUAGAUCGAAGGAAAUGAUGACACAAAGGCACAACUGA
Lactuca saligna is the source of this 516-nucleotide messenger RNA. The record is from the annotation of a GenBank genome assembly. NCBI's taxonomy places the organism in Eukaryota, Viridiplantae, Streptophyta, Magnoliopsida, Asterales, Asteraceae.